UUCCAGUCACAUUAAUACUGUAUCUUAAUUGCAUUAACUUCUUUCUUAUCUCCUCCUUAAUCCUCUUUUUAACAAAUGAAAAAAACAGCAACUUUCAAUCUCAGCUCUUCAAUGCCGAGUCCAUCGAUCCUGCGUUCAAAAUCUGUUCCCUGCAACAUCUCAGAAACUCAAAAUUCUCCUACAAACUCACUCAUAGUAGCCCCUUCAGUCAGAUCAUCCAAAUCAGCUGACUCAUUGAAACCAUCAUCAUGGCCUAAAACAGUCAAUGAGUUUAUUAUAGCAAGAAAGGGAGGCUCAUCCUCGAAGAACUCGAGUUUGACAGCUGAUAAUCUCCAGGAAUUCAACAAAAGAAAUGCAAUUCAAGAAGAAAAGAGAUACUCUGCUAGAAGUCCAUAUUACAGAGGACUUACUGAUUCGUCCAAAGAGAUUAAUCGACAGAAGUUAUUAGCAGAGUUUAGUAGUCCUGGAAAAGAUAUAUCAGCUUUUUCUACAAGUUCCAGUUCUAAAUCCAAUUUAGCUACCAAGGUACAAGAAUGGAGUGCAUCUUACUUUGCACGCAAAAGCAAAGAGGAAAGAACAUCCUCCUCCUUGAAUGUUUCUUCUAGGAACAAGAACAUCCAAGAUCCUUCAUCAGAGACAAGAGAUAAAAGAGUAAUCAGAACAACAAUCGGAGAAGAACUUGGUUUACGUUCCAAAGGAGUUAGAAGAUGUGCAAGAAAAAGCAAACUUAGAAUUUCACAAUUAGAUCAGGGGAAGCCUUUGAGGGAGAGAGCAUCAGAAAUGCAACCAAAUUUAGUACAACUACCAGCCCCUGCACCUCCAUUAACAUCACCACGAAAAUUGUCAUUACCAUCUCCACCACCAACUCCAUUAAUAUUACAAACAUCAUCGCAAGAGGAAGAAAUUGAACCAGUACCAUUGCCAGCUUCACCAACUCAAACUGUAGAUGAUGAAAAAGAUACCAUAGAGGAGAAGGAUAUUACAGUUCCAGAAGAACAGAAUGACAAAAGGUUUAAAUGGGCUGACAAGUAUAGGCCUAAUGCUCUUAAAGAUUUCCUAUGCAAUCGAAAUACAGCACUAGAAUUGAAGGCUCUGGCAAAAACAGAUCUCAGUACUCAUCAUUAUAUAUUUGCAGGACAACCAGGAGUAGGGAAAAGAACCAUGAUAUUUGCUCUGCUUCGUGAAGUUUUUGGACAUGAUAAAGUACAGGCAAGAGAAAAGUGCAAGGUAUUCCACUUAAAGGGAGAGGGAGUUCCCAGCAUCCAAGUAAAUGUGAAGGAAUCAACGAAACAUGUUGAGAUCAAUCUCUCUGAAACUAAAGGCUAUGAGAAGCAUGUCAUAGUAGAACUAAUCAAUGAGAGAAAGCACAAAUCAUCAAGCAAAUCUGCACCGUGCCAUCCUGAUGACUGUAACGCCAUCAUUCUUUGUGAGGCAGACAAGCUAUCAACAGAUGCCUUGCUAUAUAUCAAAUGGAUGAUAGAGAGAUAUGAAGGUUGUUAUAGGGUUGUCUUUUGCUGCAGUGAUAUCACAAAACUCCAGCCAAUUAAGUCUAUUUGCAAAGUUGUCCAUCUCCAAAAACCUUCAGAUGAUGAGAUUGUAGACGUCUUAGAAUUCAUAGCAAAACGGGAAGGAAUAGAACUACCACACCAAAUGGCAGCGAGGAUUGCUAGUAACUCUAAAAGUAACCUACGCCAAGCAAUUCGCUCUUUUGAAGCUACCUGGCACUUCAAGUAA
This is a messenger RNA of Lycium ferocissimum, 1734 nucleotides long. RefSeq lists its product as uncharacterized. The record is from RefSeq and is a predicted model, not a curated record. Gene Ontology annotation, biological process: DNA repair; DNA-templated DNA replication. The transcript is spliced from 7 exons. Bases 76 to 1734 code for a protein of 552 amino acids. Gene Ontology annotation, molecular function: DNA clamp loader activity. Gene Ontology annotation, cellular component: DNA replication factor C complex; nucleus. NCBI's taxonomy places the organism in Eukaryota, Viridiplantae, Streptophyta, Magnoliopsida, Solanales, Solanaceae.